This is a messenger RNA of Alternaria postmessia, 633 nucleotides long. RefSeq lists its product as uncharacterized. Bases 1 to 633 code for a protein of 210 amino acids. The transcript has 3 exons. The record is from RefSeq and is a predicted model, not a curated record. NCBI's taxonomy places the organism in Eukaryota, Fungi, Ascomycota, Dothideomycetes, Pleosporales, Pleosporaceae.
AUGCUUGGCGUAAAACCACUCACUUGCGGCAUCCUUGCUGCUAUUGCACCCAUUGCAGCGGCUGGAUAUGGAAACGGAAACCCUUUCUGCAAAGGUGGCAUUCCUGCUAUCGCAGCUGCCAUCUUGACCAAAUACGAACCUGCUGAGACUUUCUGUUCGAGCGCAUAUCCUCUACCUAAAAUCACGUCCACCAAAACUGCAAGCACAUCGACUGUAACGACCACUGUUGCUACUGUGAGUCCUACCACCACAGUCGCUACUGUCACAGCAACAAUCACUCCUUCCACUGAGACAGUCACUGUCACUUCGGACACAGUGACAGAAUCGGUCACCACCACUGUUGAUACCACCACGUUCACAGAAUACGUUGAAGCGACGACUACGUCCACAUCUACGUUCUACACCAUCUCCAUCAUACAGAAGCGAGAUGAAGACAACCAACUAGUUGAACGUCAUAACCCUCAGGCAGCAUCUCACUGGGCUAGCGUUCAGAAGCAAGCCAAGUCCUUCGUCGGUAGCGUGUGCACAUGUCUAGAAACGCCUGUCACCGUCUCCGCUACAACGACACCAUUGACAACGACAAGCGUCACGGCCGCUUCAUCCGUUGAAGUUACUGCUACAGCCACAGAGUAA